AUGUCAAAAAUAGCUAUUAUGCUUCAGCUAAAUGGUAAUUGGGAUAGCUUUGGGAGAUACAGAGAUUUUAAUGUUGACGGAAUUGUAGUCAGCGAUGAUUCAAAUUAUAGUCAAUUGAAUUUUAUAAUCGCAGAGCAUUUAAUGAUCAAUAUAUCAGAAAAAAUCAUAGAAAUCAAAUACAUUGUCAACGAACAUUGUCCUCUAAUGGAAAUUCGGAACGAUAUGGGAGUUCGAGUAUACAUGGAGACGAAAAAGGAAAACAAAAGCUUAGGAAUGUAUCUACUAUGUAUAACAGUGCGUGAUUUCGAUUUGAAAUGCAGUAUCUCUAAUUUGAACACAAUUACAGGUUUAUCUGGAAUACUGAAGUUGAUUGAUAUGCCAACAUCUCCAGCGAUAGUGGAAUAUGAAAGUAUCAUCAUAACAGAACAUACACCAAAUGUUAUUGAAGUAGGCCAAGUCUAUAAAGACAAGCAAACAAUUGCCAGUGCAAUGAAGUACUAUUCUGUCAUGAACAAGUUUCAAUUUAGGUCCACCAGCAUAAAUGAUUCAGCAUUGUUCAAGGUUCGAAAAUUCAACAGCUUGCACGCAUGCUCUUUGAUGGACAAUACAUACAUACAACUCAAACCUACUGCCAUGGUAGUUGGUAGCAUGGUUAUACCAAAAUAUGCGGAUCCUAAGACAAUUUACAUACCAAAAGACAUACAAACUGAUAUGUUGUCGGAACACGGUGUGAACUUAACAUACAUGCAAGCUUGGAGAGCAAAGAAAAAUGCUUUGAAUUUUUUGAGAGGUCAUCCGGCUGAUUCCUACAAUCACUUGCCAAGUUAUUUGUAUAUUCUGGAGAAGACUUAUCCGGGGUCGUUAGUUAAAUUGCAGAAGACUAACGAUUACUGUUUCUUUUACGCAUUUGUUGUGCUUAGUACGCCCAUCAAGGGUUGGGAGUAUUGUAGGCCAGUUGUAGCAGUUGAUGGGACCUUCUUGAAGUCGGUAUAUAGGGGAAUAAUGUUAACAGCUAGCACAAUAGAUGCAGCAGGUAGCAUAUUACCACUGACAUAUGCUGUUGUUGAUUCAGAAAAUGACGCAUCAUGCAAGUGGUUUUUUGAGCAAUUCAAACAUGCGUAUGGUGAAAAACCAAAUAUGUGUGUUGUUUCGGAUCGGAAUGCGAGUAUCUUGAAGGCAACAUCUAUUGUUUAUACCGGCAUGCCAUAUUAUGCUUGCAUGUGGCAUAUUUGGAUAAAUAUAAGGUCAAAAUUCAAGAAGGGUCAUCUAAAGUUAAGCGAAUUGUACUUUGUCACGACACGAUCAUACACGCUUGAUGAAUUUAAUGAAAGAAUGUCAAAGAUUGAAGAGAUCGACACACGUGUUAAAGCAUACCUAUACGAUAUUGGCUAUCACAGAUGGUUUCAGGUACAAGCUACGGUGAACAUAACGUGGAUGAUGACAUCAAACAUUGCAGAGUCAUUGAAUGCGGUAACAAAAUAUGCAAGAGAGUUGCCCAUAGUAGAACUAUUAGAGUACAUGAGGAUUCUUCUUACUAAUGAAAAGUUAUUGAAAGCAAAGGGUACAUUCACAUACCUUGGAAAAAAAUACAAUAAAGAGUUGGAGGACAACAAGACAUUAUCGCAAAAGAUGAGAGUGAGGGAUUCAACAGAUCACAUCCAUACAGUGAUAGAUGGUGUGAAGCGCUUAAUUGUUUGUCUUCAAAACAAGAGAUGUAGUUGUGGACAAUUCCAGCUUGAUGAACUUCCUUGUGCACAUGCUUUGGCGGCUUUGAGGCACAGGAAUGAGUCUUAUGAAAACUAUUGUUCUCCUUAUUACACGAGGUAG
Nicotiana tabacum (common tobacco) is the source of this 1827-nucleotide messenger RNA. NCBI's taxonomy places the organism in Eukaryota, Viridiplantae, Streptophyta, Magnoliopsida, Solanales, Solanaceae. The record is from RefSeq and is a predicted model, not a curated record.